Helicoverpa zea (corn earworm) is the source of this 4769-nucleotide messenger RNA. It is a transcript of the gene Ptp69D, whose product is annotated as tyrosine-protein phosphatase 69D. The record is from RefSeq and is a predicted model, not a curated record. Bases 202 to 4644 code for a protein of 1480 amino acids. The transcript is spliced from 26 exons. Lineage: Eukaryota; Metazoa; Arthropoda; Insecta; Lepidoptera; Noctuidae. Gene Ontology annotation, biological process: protein dephosphorylation. Gene Ontology annotation, molecular function: protein tyrosine phosphatase activity; protein binding.
UAUUUAGUUGAGCUGGCAACACUCCCAGUGGGAUUGUUUGUUCGGCUUUGGGUGUCAGCCGCUUUGUAGUUUUGCGUGAUAAUUAUAGAAUUAAUCAGUGCUAUCGUUGAAUAAGUGAAUAGAAAAUGGUUUAAUAACCGUGCGAUGACUUUAAUGUCGCGUUUUUGCGCGUAUUAUUUGUAAAAACGAGGUGCUUCCGCCAUGACAAUGAGUAGCACCGUCGGGAAGUAUCCCGCGGCACUUGUUCUAUAUUUUCUGUGUAUGCCGUGUAUGGGACUAUGGUAUCCAAUUUUAGCUCAAGAUGAGAUGAGGUUGAAUGUAGAGAUUAUGCAAGUUAAGGGAGAACUGGGUGGCACAUCCAACAUCACCUGCUCUGUGACCCCUGACACUGCGCAGAUCGAAUGGAUAUUCAAUGGAAAGCCGCUGAACAUGUCAUCCAGAAUAAACCAGACGAUCAGCAGGGGAGACACUUCAUUAGCGAUGUCCAAUAUAUCAACUUUGUCGAUACUCAACACUACCACGGAAGACGCUGGCAAUUACACCUGUCUCGGCAAAGUUGGUAACACCAGCGACAGCCAAGUUACCAUCCUUGAUCUUAGUUUUCCUGCUAAACUGGUGAACAUAACCAAUGGCCCGGUUUUGGAAAACAUCACAAAUCACGCCAACGUCACCCUCCAGUGUAUUUUUGAAGCGUACAACCCUGGCGAAGUGAAAUGGUACUUGAAAACGAAAGACAUGGUCACACUCAAGGACGGAAACAGUACUACCGAGCGAAUUGACGCGAAAAGGUUCAAGAGCAUCUAUGUGGUGCACAUAUAUGGUAUCGAGGAUAAUGGCACCUACUCCUGUGAGCUACACGACCCAGUGUCUUCAAAAAAUCUUUCGGGGACUGUAGACAUUCUCCUCACGACGAAACCUAAAGUUAUCAUUAAUAAUGUCAUUCCUAUAAACACCACUCAGGUUUACGUCAACUGGACAGUGAACGCUUUCAACUCGCCCAUAAAAGAUUAUGUGCUAAUGUACAUGAAUCUUAACGAAGGAAAUAAUGCUACUUGGACACAUUACACUUCCAACCCAAAAAUCGACCCACAGAACACAUCUUUCGUUGUGAGCUUUCUGAAACCGUCGACGACUUACAAAUUCAGGUUGAAAGUGAUCACUCAGUACGGGGAGAGCAAUGGUGAUAAUCCUGAAAGUAAUUUCGGUAAUGUGACGACUUUGGCUAAAGAGCCGAUUUUUGUACCGAAUAUUUCUAUAAACGGUUUUUCGGCUACGUCCGUGACAAUUGGCUUCGUGCCCCCGCCGGACGAUAUUUCGGACUUGAUACAUUAUUAUAUGCUGGUCGCUUAUAAGAAGGAUGACAAGAAAACUUUCACUGUAUGCCACGAGAGGAAUGGUAGCAAUCAACCGUACAUGUUUGCAAAUUUGGAGCCACAUAACACUUAUGUGUUUAAAGUAAAGGCCUGUUCAUACUUUUCGAGCACUUGUGGUAAUUGGUCUGAAGAGAUGGAGGCAGCAACCCUGGACGGGGUGCCUGGUAUGCCCAGUCAGGUCCAGGUGAAAUGUAGCGUGGACUACUUGAACUUGACAUGGAAGGAACCGCUCAAACCUAAUGCUGAGAUUAAGGGGUAUACUAUGGAGAUAACAGGCAACGCGACGUAUAAGGACCGCACUGGCACCGAGCAGCUGGCCACUUGGGGACCUCUCUCCAAGUUCAUGGCUAACGACUCCACUAGUACUAGAAUAAACGAACUACCCCCUAACACCAACUUCACGAUCCGGCUCAGCGCCAUGACUCGCACCAGACGUCGCGGGGAGGAGAACGUUACUUACUGCCGCACCGAGUUCGCGCCCCCAGACUCGCCACCACGACCGAGAUGGCGGAAGAUCAUGGAAAAUAAUACCUACAGAUUUAAAAUGUACCUGCCUAGAGUGACAGAGCGAAAUGGACCCAUAUGUUGUUAUAGGGUGUAUAUGGUGCGUCUACCACCUGGGAACGUGGACUGGAAGACACUGCCUUCCCCUCAAAAUAUUCACGUCAUUGAUUUCAAAGAUUCCGACACCAAGCUUGGGGCGUACCUCGCUGAUGUUUUUUCACAUGACAGAUUCCCUCACGACAACGAACUAGUCUUAGGCGAUGAAAAGAUUAUCUUCAACAAGGACGAAGACUACACCCUCAGACAGGACAGAUGUCGCCGCUGCCUUAAAAAGCCCAAGCGAAUACAUGUAGAGCCUGAAAAACCUACCACAACUACCACCACCACUGAGCCUGAGGAGCUCUAUGAAGGUGAAAUUAUGAUGACUGAUGAUCCGAUUCCGAUUGAAAAUGACGACCAGAGAACUAGAAGAUCGUAUUACGAUGACUUCAGUAAGAACCCAACGAUGUCGGACAAACAGAGUGACGAUUCUGAUAUCCGCGUGGUAGAUGGCCCUCUUGACUCCGCUUCUAAUUACACACUCUUUGUGGAACUUAUAACGAGUCCAAACUCCGAUGAGUCGUUGUUCAGCGAUUACACGAGUGUACUGAUGCCGGCGCCCAGCCCGCCUGUCGUCGUACCUUCUACGGCACUCGAGAUUGCUUUACAGAUAACAUGCGCAGUAGCAGCAGUGAUCCUGCUGCUGAUGAUAAUGUUCUGCGUGGUGCAGACGCGACGCUCGCGCAAGAUGCCCGCGCACGCGCAGCUCGAGCUGCACAACCCUAUCACUGCUGCUAUCAGAUACUGGGACAACAUUCGCGGCCGGCAACCCUUAGUAUCAGCCGUCCCCCCGGACAUACCGCCCAUACACAAGGACGAGCUCGCCAGUGCGUACGCGCAGCGACAGGUCGACUCCGACUACGGCUUCCAGAAGGAGUUCGAAUUGUUACAGAUGCUCCCCGAAUGCUUCCCCGACCGCACCACUCAUGCUUCCGAAGCCAGGGAGAACCAGCCUAAGAACCGGUAUCCUGACAUCAAGGCGUAUGACCAGACCAGGGUCAAACUGUCGCAGAUCGACAGCAUUACAGGAUCUGAUUAUAUCAACGCGAAUUAUGUUAUGGGAUAUCAGGAGCGAAAGCAAUUCAUAUGCGCCCAAGGGCCCACUGAUACGACCGUCAAUGACUUCUGGCGUAUGAUAUGGGAACAUGGCUUGGAGCUGAUCGUCAUGCUGACCAAUCUUGAGGAGUAUUCGAAGGUCAAGUGCUCGAAAUACUGGCCUGAGGAGAGGGGGUCGAGGGCUUUCGGGAAUAUUACCGUUCAUCAUGUUGGGGAGAAGAGAUAUUCAGACUACAUAGUGCGAGAGCUGAAAAUCACGAAGCAGCCCACCAACUCAGAUGGACAACCCAUUGUUGAAAACAACGGCAUUGCCAAGAGGAAUGGAGAUAUCAAAGAAGCAUCAGAGUCCAGUGCCCCGACGUCUCCUCGCGAGGUGAAAGACAGCGGCGAGUCCCGCAUCGUUCGCCAGUACCACUUCCUCAUGUGGAAGGACUUCGCGGCGCCAGAGAACCCGCACUCCAUACUCAAGUUUAUUAAGAGAGUAAACGAAGCCUGGACCAGCAUGGUGGGCAGGCCAGUGGUGGUGCACUGCAGCGCCGGCGUGGGCCGCACGGGCACACUGGUGGCACUGGACUGCCUGCUGGAGCAGCUGCGGGCCACCGACCACGUCGCCGUGUUCAACACUGUCGCCGAGCUCAGGCGGCAGAGGAACUUCUUGGUGCAGUCGCUGAAACAAUACGUGUUCGUGUACCGUGCUCUAGUAGAGUAUGCUCACUAUGGCGACACGGAGAUCAACGCGUCGCGACUCAAGCCCGCCGUCGAUAAGCUGCGGAACACUCCUGACCAUGCUGAUAAGUGUCUCAUGGAGAUUGAGUUUGAGAAAAUGCUAAACAACCCAAUAGCAGAGCCCCUAAAGUCAAUGGGUGCGGGUGCCGGCGAGGAGUUACGCGCACGGAAUCGAAGCCCCGAGUGCCUGCCUUACGACCGCAACCGAGUCAUACUGACGCCUAUACCCGGGAGAGAUUUCUCUACUUAUAUCAAUGCGUCGUUUAUUGAAGCAUACGACAAUUCAGAAGGCUUCAUAAUAACGCAGGAUCCUCUACCAAACACCAUAAUGGACUUCUGGAGAAUGGUCUCCGAACAUAAUGUCACCACCAUCGUUAUGCUCAGCGAGCUGGGCGAAGGCAAAUGUCCUCGGUACUGGGACGACGGCACCAUACAGUACGAACACAUUUCAGUGGAAUACGAAGAGAGCGAGUCCUGUCCUUACUACACGAGGAGACAGUUCAGGGUUACCAAUGAUAAGAGCGGAGACGUGAACUGCGUUAGACAGUUGCAGUACCAGGGCUGGCCGACAGCCCGCGGCCACGUGCCCGAGGUGACGCGCGGCCUGGCCGAGCUGGCUGACGCGGCCGCACCCGCGCCGCAUCAGCCGCAUCAGGGCACCAUGCUCGUGCACUGCCAACUGGGCACGGAGCGGUCGCCGCUGUUCGUGGCGCUGUGCACGCUGAUCCGGGCGCUGCGCGUGGAGCGGCGCGUCGACGUCGGCGCCACCGCCCGCCACGUGCGCAGCCAGCGGGCACGGACCAUCGACACCUUCCUACAAUACGAAUUCCUGUACCGUGCUAUACUGAACUAUGCAGAGCUACACAAUCUUCUAGAGGACAGUUAAGCAUAACCAUCCAUUUGUCAUACCUAUCCUUAGAUCUCAAGAUACCUUGAGUGUCCGCCUUCUAAAGGUCUCUUUCAUCUCAUGUGUAACGGCCUUUACACUGCCUAUGUUAACGAGCUCUUUUA